Neopsephotus bourkii (Bourke's parrot) is the source of this 1912-nucleotide messenger RNA. RefSeq names its product NSF attachment protein gamma (gene NAPG). The transcript has 12 exons. Gene Ontology annotation, cellular component: vacuolar membrane; SNARE complex. Bases 64 to 1008 code for a protein of 314 amino acids. Gene Ontology annotation, biological process: intracellular protein transport. Gene Ontology annotation, molecular function: syntaxin binding; soluble NSF attachment protein activity. The record is from RefSeq and is a predicted model, not a curated record. Lineage: Eukaryota; Metazoa; Chordata; Aves; Psittaciformes; Psittacidae.
CCGCCUCUCGACGCCCCGUGAGCUCUGCGGCGUCCCGUAGUGGCAGCGUAGGGUGCUGGCGAGAUGGCGGCGCAGAAGAUCAACGAGGCCCUCGAGCACAUCGCUAAAGCGGAGAAAUAUCUGAAAACUGGAUUCUUAAAGUGGAAACCAGAUUAUGACAGUGCAGCUACUGAAUAUGGGAAGGCAGCUGUUGCUUUUAAGAAUGCCAAGCAGUUUGACCAGGCAAGGGAAGCCUGCUUGCGGGAAGCUGAGGCACAUGAAAACAAUAAAGCUCUCUUCCAUGCUGCCAAAGCUUAUGAACAAGCUGGCAUGAUGCUAAAGGAGAUGCAGAGACUUCCUGAAGCAGUUCAGCUGAUUGAGAAAGCCAGUAUGAUGUACCUGGAGAACGGGACACCAGAUACAGCGGCAAUUGCACUGGAACGGGCUGGAAAGUUAAUAGAAAAUGUGAGCCCAGAGAAGGCUGUGCAGCUCUAUCAGCAGGCAGCAUCAGUGUUUGAAAAUGAAGAACGCUUACGACAAGCAUUAGAAAUGCUAGGGAAGGCAUCAAGACUUCUAGUCAGAGGACGCAGAUUAGAUGAAGCUGCAUUGUCUCUUCAAAAGGAAAAAAGUAUUUAUAAAGAAAUUGAAAAUUACCCAACAUGCUAUAAGAAAACUAUUGCUCAAGUCUUAGUUCAUCUGCACAGAAAUGAUUAUGUCGCCGCAGAAAGAUGUGUGAGGGAAAGCUAUAGUAUACCAGGAUUUAAUGGAAGUGAAGACUGUGCAGCACUAGAGCAACUUUUAGAAGGUUAUGACCAGCAAGAUCAGGAUCAAGUUUCUGAAGUCUGUAACUUGCCACUCUUCAAAUACAUGGACAAUGAUUAUGCCAAGCUUGGUCUUACCUUGGUGGUCCCAGGAGGUGGAAUCAAGAAGAAAUCGCCAAAUGCUGCACAAGACAAAGCAAGAGGACCAGCUGCAGUGGGCUCUCAUGCUGACGAGGAAGAGGAUGAAUAUUCUGGUGGACUAUGUUAGCUACUGCAUAGGCAGUCUUAAAUAUCUGACUUAUUUGUGAUGUUGAGAAUAUCCAAAGGCACCAGAUUUAUCAGAGCUUCAUUGCAAUUGUGGUAUGGGAAUGCUGAUAUUAACUUGGCAGCUUCUGGGUGCAAUGCAGGAGAAAAAGCAUGAUUGUACCUAUCAUCUUGAAACAUCUUUGGACUUCAUGUCUUACCUGGUAGCUUCUUCAGGGCUCUGUCUGCAGUUGAUGGGAAAAAUUUGAGAUAAAUUUUUACUGAAAGCACAGUUUAAAAGAAACCAAAACCGUAGAAGCACUGGAAUAUGGAGAGUGGUACAAAUUUUUAAAUCCUGGAUUUCAACAGCUGACAAAAUUUUGUCCUAGUAAUAUGUUUGUGAUUGUUUUCUGAGUUAAACAUACAAUCAUUCAUCUGGCUAUUUCUCUCCUGUUUAACACCAUUAAAAGCAGCCUGUGCCAUGCAGGAUUUUUCACUAGUAUAAACACUAGGGGGAGCAUUCAGUUUAUUUUCAACAUGUUUUUUACCCACUGCAGAAUAUUAUUUUACUACCUUAUUUUUUAUGAGCACUAUCCACAUGGAUGUGGAAAAUACUAAGUGAACUGAUUUGAAGCCUAAAAAUACACAUCUUUCAUGUUAAGAGCUUUAUUGACCUCGAAAUCAAUGUGUGUGUAGUGUAUGUCAUGUCCAACUUAGGAAUGGAAAGAGUGGACAACCUUUCUUAGUGGUUUUUGGGAAGCAUGCUAUAACCAAAAAAGAAACUGAAGAUAGUAGAUAAUGUACAUUGAAUAUAAAGCUCUGAAGACACUGUUUAACAAAAACUUAGUGGAGUGUUUCAAUGAUAUGUUUGAGUUCAAGAGUGUCCAAAGUGUUUGUUUACUAAUCAAUACACUUAUAUUAUGAAGACA